CCUAUCCCGCAUUGCUUCACUUGCGCUUCAGCAUUAGGUCGCCUUAUGAUGGUGAUGUCCUCCGACACCGCUCGAGUCUGAUACAGCCCCGCCAUCCUAUUACUCCUCGACGAGGCUUGAUUCGACUCAUCCAAAUAUUUUUGUCCUGCGGGAUAUAUCCAGCUUUGGCUCUUCUCAUCCCAGCUCAUAGUUGAGCAGAAUCAUCCAAUAAACCCUCCCCAUCAUCAUCAUCUUUUUAUCUUGAACCUUUCUUACAACAUCCUCAUCACCUUCAUCCUGUCGCAACAACAAACAGUCUGUACUACCCUACCAAGCUCACCUGGGGUGCCUCUUACUUCAAAAGCAAUGUUGCGUUCUCAACGGUCACAUCAACAAGUGCACAAAGCUAACAUCAAGCUGUCAAAAGAUCCAAAAUGCCCAUCUCCAAGAUCCACGCUCGCUACGUCUACGACUCUCGUGGCAACCCGACCGUUGAGGUUGACGUUGUUACUGAGCUCGGCCUUCACCGCGCCAUUGUCCCCUCCGGUGCCUCCACUGGCCAGCACGAGGCUUGCGAGCUCCGCGAUGGUGACAAGACCAAGUGGGGUGGCAAGGGUGUUCUCAAGGCCGUCCAGAACGUGAACGAGAUCAUUGGCCCCGCUCUCAUCAAGGAGAACAUUGACGUCAAGGACCAGUCCAAGGUUGACAAGUUCCUCAUCGACCUCGAUGGCACCGCCAACAAGACCAAGCUCGGCGCCAACGCCAUCCUCGGUGUCUCGCUCGCUGUUGCCAAGGCCGGUGCUGCUGAGAAGGGCGUUCCCCUUUACGCUCACAUCUCCGACCUUGCUGGCACCAAGAAGCCCUAUGUCCUUCCCGUUCCCUUCAUGAACGUCCUCAACGGCGGUUCCCACGCUGGUGGCCGUCUCGCCUUCCAGGAGUUCAUGAUCGUCCCCUCCGCCGCUCCUUCCUUCUCCGAGGCCCUCCGUCAGGGUGCUGAGGUGUACCAGAUCCUCAAGAGCCUCGCCAAGAAGAAGUACGGCCAGUCCGCUGGCAACGUCGGUGACGAGGGUGGUGUCGCUCCCGAUAUCCAGAACCCCGAGGAGGCCCUCGACCUUAUCACCGAGGCCAUCGAGAAGGCCGGCUACACUGGCCAGGUCAAGAUCGCCAUGGAUGUCGCUUCCAGCGAGUUCUACAAGGAGGACGUCAAGAAGUACGACCUCGACUUCAAGAACCCCGAGUCCGACCCCUCCAAGUGGCUCACCUAUGAGGAGCUCGCCAACCUCUACUCCGAGCUCUGCAAGAAGUACCCCAUCGUCUCCAUCGAGGACCCCUUCGCUGAGGAUGACUGGGAGGCCUGGAGCUACUUCUACAAGACCCAGGACAUCCAGAUUGUUGCUGAUGACUUGACCGUCACCAACCCCCUCCGCAUCAAGAAGGCCAUUGAGCUCAAGGCUGCCAACGCCCUCCUCCUCAAGGUCAACCAGAUCGGUACCCUUACCGAGUCCAUCCAAGCUGCCAAGGACUCCUACGCCGAUGGCUGGGGUGUCAUGGUCUCUCACCGCUCUGGUGAGACCGAGGAUGUCACCAUUGCCGACAUUGUCGUGGGUAUCCGCUCUGGCCAGAUCAAGACUGGUGCUCCUGCCCGUUCCGAGCGUCUUGCCAAGCUCAACCAGAUCCUCCGCAUCGAGGAGGAGCUUGCCGACAACGCCAUCUAUGCCGGCGAGAAGUUCCGCAAGGCUGUUGAGCUCUAAGUGGUUUCAUGCUGAUGGAGACCCGUUCGGAUGGAAUCGGGACCUGGGAAGGUUUCUAGGGGUGACCGGUUGACCGACAUGUGUUACCUCGGAUGACCAAAGGACACGGGUAUGGCUAAUGAAAAUGGCGGAAUGACAUAGAGUUUUAAUGAUCAAUACCAAGUUUCUUUUACCCCAUAUGCGUUGGCAGGAACCACGUGCAAGUUUGUGACAUGGAUCGGUAGCGUUGGCCAUCUGUUUCUCCCCUUUCCCCGCGAUUCCCCG
Neurospora hispaniola is the source of this 1994-nucleotide messenger RNA. RefSeq names its product enolase. Gene Ontology annotation, molecular function: phosphopyruvate hydratase activity; magnesium ion binding. The coding region runs from base 414 to 1730 and encodes 438 amino acids. Gene Ontology annotation, cellular component: phosphopyruvate hydratase complex. Gene Ontology annotation, biological process: glycolytic process. The transcript has 3 exons. NCBI's taxonomy places the organism in Eukaryota, Fungi, Ascomycota, Sordariomycetes, Sordariales, Sordariaceae. The record is from RefSeq and is a predicted model, not a curated record.